AUGGAGGCCCCGACUGCGGAUCUGACAGCCGAAGGAGCGACGCGGGGCCACUUCUCUGCCGCGGACGCUACCUCUGUCUCUGCCUCUGCGUGCAACAGCCCAGAGCACGGAGACGAGGCGCCUGCGCAUUCCUCACACGAAACCUCCACCCUGUCGCUGCCGUCGUUGUCGUCGUCGUCGCCGCCGCCGCUCGCUCACAACGACAACGACGACGACUCUUCGACGCAUGGUAGCCAUCAUGCCCAGGACACACUGGCAGUAGACGUCGAGGAGAACGACUGCACGCCACGGUCAGAGCUCCCCUCUGUCCCCGAGGCCCUCAGCGCGAAUCUGCUCACCCAGAUGCACACAUUGGACCCUGAGCCCAGCUACUUCUCGCCGCAGCCCCUCCGCAUCUACUCGUCGCCCAUCUCCCACUCUACACCCCCAUCGACAAACCCCUCGCCCGUAUCGAGCACGCAUACCUCGGCCACGUCCCUGACCAAUCUCCACCACCACCGCCAGCCGCCUGUCGAUGGCACAACCGGCUUCUCUGGCCCUUCGCCCCAUCCCGACCGCCCCGCCUUCCAGCGAGACAUCUCCAGCGCCUCGACCGCCAGCAAUACGACCGUGCGGGCCAAUACGGCAGAUACCGCCCACACCUACACCUUUGCUGCGCACGCACGCCAGCGAGAUGGGCCUGUCUACCCCAACCAGUCCUAUGCUGCCCUGCACCUCCAGCAGCAUCCUCUUCCACAUAUCCCACCCAUCGUCCGCUCGCGCAGCUCGCAUCCGGCCCACACCGCAGCCAACUCACUAUCGAGCCUGGGCAGCUUUGGCGUCCACAACGACCACUAUCGUGAUAUCAUGGACUCUGCCCCACGCACUGUCGGUAAUUCACCAGUCAGUAGCCCGGGUUUGUUUGAUCCUACCACGCGUCGUGCUACUAAUCUGGAAAGUCUGAAUGACGGACUGCACUCGACUCCCUGGCUGCACCCAGCCCACCGACAGCCCCCCAAGGAAACCCACAUUGCCGAUGUCCAGGCCGAUCCUGUCUCUGGCCGUAAGAUUGUCAACCAGUACGAGAUCAUCGACGAGCUUGGCCGCGGCGUGCACGGAAAGGUCAAGCUGGGCAAGGAUCUGGCCCAUGCCCGCUAUGUCGCCAUCAAAAUCGUCGAUCGCUACUCGAAGCGUAGACGCCUGGGCAAGAAUACCAGCCAUGAAGACAAGAUUAAACGCGAGAUUGCCAUUCUGAAAAAGGCCCGCCAUCCCAAUAUUGUCAGCUUGCUCGAAGUCAUUGAUGACCCAGCUAAGAAAAAGGUCUACAUCGUACUGGAGCAUGUCGAGUUGGGCGAAGUCAAGUGGCGGACCGAGGGCGCAAAGGAAAUCUGCCUGGUCGAAUGGCGUCGCAUCAAGCGAGAAUCCAAGGGCAUCUUCGACAAUGAUAGCGCCCGGUUGGAAGACGAGAGGAUCAUGCGAGAGGCUCACCAGCAGCUUGCCCGUGAGCAACGCCGCAUGGCAAGGAAAGCACAGGCUCAGCUCCGUCGUCAGGAGUCCCAUCCUGGCCAAUCGUGGAGCCUUGAAUUCGCCAUGGAAUCCGAUGACGAACAGUCCGAGGCAGGUGGUAGCUCGCAGGCCUCCCACUAUGGUGAUGAGCAUCACAACACUCGCGUUCAAUUCAGUGACAGACAGGAUCCAUCAAGUCGCUACGAUGAUUCCAUGGAAACGGCCUUCCGCUCGCCAGCCCCUCUAUCCUCUUCCAUACCCACUGGGCUGGAGGGUACCAUGUAUGGCGCGUACGACAACGAUUUCAUGCGUGGGCGUGCCGCAAGCUUGGCAGGCAGUAACAACUCUUCCCACUGUGCGGACAUGGAGGAAAAUAUCCCCGAGCACUUUCAAUACGUUCCGCUGAUGACUACCCAGGCUGCCUGGGAAGCCUUCAAGGAUACCGUGUUGGGUCUUGAAUAUCUUCAUUAUCAGAACGUCAUCCAUCGAGACAUCAAGCCGGCUAAUCUGCUGGUCACCAAGGAGCAUCGAAUCAAGAUCUCGGAUUUUGGCGUGUCUUAUCUCGGACGACAGAAAACGGAAGAGGGUACCGGAGAUCACUCUGAAUCUGAGCAUCAGGAGGUCGAUGAGGCCAUUGAGCUAGCCAAGACUGUCGGCACUCCAGCCUUUUACGCGCCCGAGUUAUGCCGUACAGAAAUCGAUGUCGAUACCCCACUCAUUGAUGGAAGUAUCGACAUCUGGGCCCUCGGCGUAACGCUCUACUGCCUCAUCUACGGCCGUGUACCUUUCCACGACACGAAUCCUUUUGUACUGAUGAAAAUCAUCAGUGAGGAGGAGCCGUACAUCCCGAGAUAUCGCCUCAAGCCUGUCGCUGAAGGCCCCAACUCGCGGCCGAGCUCGCAUGGACGGAACAGUCAGCCGAUGACGAGCAGCAAGAGGGCAGCACACGAUCUCGAAUACGAAGAGGUAGAUGAAAAUUUGCGCGAUCUGUUGCGCAAAUUGCUCAUCAAAGAUGCACGUCAACGCAUCACGAUCCCCGAGAUCAAGCAACACCCCUGGUUGCUAUCAGGCAUUCCCAAUCGCGUUGCAUGGGCCGAAGAGACGGACCCAAGUAGGUCGUAUGACGGCGGCAAGAUUGAGAUUUCCAAGGACGACGUGGACAUGGCCGUGGUUCCUAUCGGCUUUGUUGAACGCAUACGAUCGGCAGUCAAGAAGACUUCAGACUUCGUGGCAAAGGGCUUUACACGCAGUUCAGGGUCACGUAGGCGUGCCCAGAGCACUGUGACACACCAGAAUGCCCCGCCCAACAUGAGUGCGAACUCUUCAAGCAGCACAAUCAGUCAAGACGGUAGACGCGGAAGCCUGGCGCCCAUUGCGAUUCUAGAGCGCAUAGGUCUGUCACGUGAAGCAGACCACCCCCUAUCUCACAGUGUUACUGCGAGUCCGGAAGCAAGGGAACGAACGAAAUUCUUCGAUAGCCCAGACUCACGCACCGCUUCACCUGCACAAGGUGUUGACAGCCAAAGGCCGCACAUGCAGGACCGUUCCAUGUCGUCAGUGCAUACUGUCCGACAAGGAGACUUGCUUUACGGCCGUUCUGCAUCCCCUGCUCUGCCUCCAGCGCUUCCUGGUACACCGACUGCGCUGGACACGCCUGGUGGCUCGCAACUGAGUGGUCUGUUUGGCGGUCUUCCGCGCAGGGUGGUAAACAGUAUGCGAAGCAACAAGAAUCUCAAGGGCGCAAAAGAUCACAACCGCACCAAGUCGAUUGACAGACUGUACGAAGGCGGAGAUGAUGCUCAUGGUAUGCCGAGUCUUGCACUCAGUACCACCAAUGCCUCUGGCCACGUUGAUCAACCGGAUAUUCUCAAAGAUUUGUCCCCAGUCGCUCGAUGUUCAUCGCCAAGCUCCUCGGAGGCCUUUUCGUUUAGUCGCAUGGGGACCUCGUCACGGCAGUCUUCCAUGUCAUCCUUGAAAUCUUCUCGUCUCCAACGCAACUGGGCCGCAGCGAACGAAGCCGACACGGGUCCCAACUUAGGCUUAAACUCAGAGUACCGCACAGACCUCUCGUACGGACGCUCUCCCUUCGCCCACAACAGCCAACAAUACGAUACUGGCCGGAGGCCUAGUUACCCUGCACCACUGCGUGAGUCAUCGGAGGAUCAGUUCAAUCGUGCCAAAGCUGAGCAGAUUCGGCUAAGGGUCAGAGAAGCCAGGGAGAGGUCCAAUUCCGGCACUCUUCCCAGGCCUCCCUCAGCUUUGAGUCAAUCUGCAUGUCCACCAAGUCCAGACGACGAAUUCGGCUAUCAACGAGUCACCGAGUACUUGAAUCAUCGUGAUCCCUCUACUGAGAAUAGUCCUGUUGGUGGAGAGGAGCGGGGUUUAGCAUUUUGCUCGUCCGAAGAGCAAUUCACGUCCAUGUCGCAGUCCACGUCCAACCCCUCAAUCCCUUCUGCCGCAUCUGCUGGUUCUUCGGCAUCAGAUGAGUGCGCGCCACUCGACUAUUACGCGGACGUGCUGCCCAACUCAUCCACAUCCUUAGACAGGAAACAAUUCAAAUCUCCUAGCGAUGAUCUCGCAGGCUACGAAGGCGAUCACGCUGUUGACAGCGAAGAAGACUCGGAUAGCGAGGAGGAAGUCUUGUUCAUUGGUGCCCCUAAGAAGAAGCCCCAAUUAAAAACAUGUCGAAGCAAUUCCGUAAACAUCGCGGAGGUCGCACGCUCCAAUACACACCCGUCAUUCAGCCACCGCCGUCGCUCGGCUCGCAGCGGCAGCAACGGCACCGUCAAAAAGAUCCCCCCAACUGAAGCGACGUCCGAAGAGCACACUCCCACGCUCGAAACAUCAUAA
Molecule: messenger RNA, 4335 nt
Organism: Plenodomus lingam JN3
Lineage: Eukaryota; Fungi; Ascomycota; Dothideomycetes; Pleosporales; Leptosphaeriaceae
Biological process (GO): protein phosphorylation; signal transduction
Molecular function (GO): ATP binding; protein serine/threonine kinase activity
Source: RefSeq, a predicted model, not a curated record